AUGGAUGACACGUUUGUCAUCUGGCCCCACAGUCCAGGCAAGUGGUCGGAGUUCCUCGACCACCUGAACAGUGUUCAUGAAAACAUCCAGUUCACCAUGGAGACAGAAAAGGAUGGCCAUCUUCCAUUCCUCAAUAUUGACAUCCACCGCAAGCCUGAUGGCUCACUGGGCCACAAGUUUUACUGCAAACCAACCCACACCAACUUAUACCUCAAUUCCGAUUCCCAUUACCACCAUUUCAACAAACAGGCCAUACUUUCCACCCUGGUGCACAGGGCUAGAGCCCUUUGCAACCAGGAAAGCCUGCAGGGUGAACUGGAGCUACUCAGAAUCACUUUCAGGAAAAACAGUUACAAUGACCGACGGAUCCAGCGAGCCCUCAAUCCACCAGCGAGGGUGUCACUGUCCCCGGAGAAACCAGCCUCGCCGAAGAAGAUUCCCAGUUUCCUUCAGCCAGUUAAGGAUGAUCUAGGACUCAAGACGCCUGGUGUAUACAGCGUUACCUUGAAGUGCGGCAAAGUGUACAUUGGACAGACUGGCCGUUCCAUCAAGACUAGGGUCAAGGAGCACCAGUGUUACAUCUGGUUGGGACAUCCUGAGAAAUCUGCCGUGGCCAAACACCUCUUAGACCUGGGCCACCACAUCCAUCUCCAGGAUACUUCUAUCCUCUCAACAAAAACCGGCUACAUGGAUCGGAUAAUCAGGGAAGCUAUCGAGACUGAAUGA
Molecule: messenger RNA, 726 nt
Organism: Zootermopsis nevadensis
Lineage: Eukaryota; Metazoa; Arthropoda; Insecta; Blattodea; Termopsidae
Source: RefSeq, a predicted model, not a curated record